Molecule: messenger RNA, 1588 nt
Organism: Emiliania huxleyi CCMP1516
Lineage: Eukaryota; Haptophyta; Isochrysidales; Noelaerhabdaceae
Exons: 5
Coding region: 69-1559 (496 amino acids)
Cellular component (GO): Golgi apparatus
Source: RefSeq, a predicted model, not a curated record
CGGCAGGCCUCCAUCCCUCCCUCACCAUCCCGCCGUUUACACGUUCCUGGCCGAGGUGGAGCACAAUCAUGACCGCUGACGUCAGCGUGGUGCUACCGUGUGCGUACGAGUACGAGUACGCCGCGCGGACAGUCAGGUCCGUGUCGGCGGCGACGCCACCCGAAAUCUUGCGCGAGAUAGUCGUGGUCGACGACGGCAGCACGCCUCCGCUUCGCAUCCCCGAGCCGGCGCGGUGGAAGGCCUUCGUGGUUCGCCUCGAGAAGACGGGCGGCCUCAUUCGCGCCCGGAUCGCCGGCGCUGCGGCGGCGACGGGCGCCGUCAUCGUCUUCUUUGACUGCCACGUCAGGCCGAUGGACGGGUACUGGCGCGGGCUACUCGCGCCGAUCGAGGCAGACUACCGCGUCGCCACUGUCCCGACCGUCACCAGGCUGGAUGCGGCGACGUGGCAGCCCGUCGGCAGCCCCACGAGAGGAGGCGCAAAGUGCUACCUCACCUUUGACACCGACUUCAAGUGGACGUUCGACGCGACGGACGACGUGCCCAUCAUGAGCGGCGGGCUGGUCGCCAUCAGUCGCCGCUGGUGGAACGAGACGGGCGGCUACGACAGCUCAAUGCUCGGGUGGGGCGGCGAAAACAUCGACCUCUCCCUGCGCAUCUGGCGCUGCGGCGGAGCCAUCAAGGCCGCCAAGGAGUCGUACGUCGCGCACAUGUACCGGGAGCCGGGCAAGCCCAAGACGGCGGCCCGCUUCCGCGUGCCGAAGGGUGCGCCGACGCGGAACCGCGCCACGUCCGCCCGCGCGCACUUUGGGCGGCUGUGGGCCAAGACGGCGGCGUUCCCGCUCUUUGAAGCGCACCGUCUCGCGCCACCCGACACGUCAAACAUCGAGCGGGCGCUGGCGUCGCUGCGCUGCCAAUCCUUCGAGUGGUACCUGCGCCGCUUCGCGUACAUCUACCGCGACGCGGGCGUGCUGCCCGGCUCCAUCUUCCAGCUCGAGGGCGGCGGCCGCACAUGCCUGUCUUCGACGACGGCCGAGCCGGUCCGCGGGAUGGGGCAGGCCUACCCGGAGGCACUACGGGCGCUCCCCUGCAAUGCGACUGACCCGCGGCAGUGGUGGCACGAGUCGAACCGCAACGAGACGGGCCGCUGCUGCUCUGGGCUGCGCCUCUGGAAUGCGGAGCUCUGCAUCCAGAGGGCGGGGCGGCUGCAGCUGUGCACGGCCGAGGGGACGAACGCGGCACAGCACGUCCGCCUCACCGCCGCCGGCCGCCUACGCUUCACGCGCUUCGACGACGUGUGCCUCGACCGCUCCGGCAGGCCGGCGAGCUGUGCGGCGGCCGGCUCCUUCCGCCGGCGCGGCCGGCACGCCCCUCUCGAGUUUACGCUCCUCUCGGCGGAGCUGCAGCGCAGCUUUGCCGGCCAGCGCCACGGUGACCGUCGCCGCACGCCCCGCCAGCGGCCUGCUGGAAGCACACGCUCAGGCGGCGGCCAUUUGAUUCGAGAUGCGCGUCUACCGGCCGGGACCGGGAGGGAGGGGGUCCUUCGAUCUGUACAUCAGUAAUUCCGUGAUUUGUCCGUUUAAACUUUCUU